Molecule: messenger RNA, 321 nt
Organism: Metarhizium acridum CQMa 102
Lineage: Eukaryota; Fungi; Ascomycota; Sordariomycetes; Hypocreales; Clavicipitaceae
Biological process (GO): vesicle-mediated transport
Cellular component (GO): Golgi membrane
Source: RefSeq, a predicted model, not a curated record
AUGGAGCUCUCUGACAUUUUGCAACCGAUUAUCCUGGGCGCUUAUAUGAUCGUUUUUGGUCUUGCUAUUGCCUUGCUUGAGUUCCAGAUUCCCCCUCAGGUAUCUCGAUACGCCAACUUCCUCUUCUCCUUCAUGGGAAGAGGUAUCUUCUAUAUCCUUGUUGGUGGUCUUCUUCUUGGCCAGCACGUCCUCAGCAACAUUGCUGGUGGCACUGUGGGCAUUGUCGGUGUCGGCUAUAUUGCUCUCGAAUUCAUCCCCUCGAUCGAGCCGCCUAGCAACAUGCGCGAGGCCGAUGCAGGCUGGGGUGCCGAACAGGUCUAA